AUGCUCCAAUUGAUCUACGCCGCUUCUUCUUCUUCUCGCCUGAGAAAAGCCACUCGCCGUCAACUUCGCCGCUUCUUCUCGCCUGAGCGAAUGGCGGCUCUCUCUGCUCCAUCACCGUAUAUGCAUUAUCCUCCUCGACGAGCUUCUCGGACUCCUAGCGCAGGUUCAGUUACAUGCAUUAUGAUCACGACCAUGGUCCCAUACACAACUCUAUCGAGACACUAG
Microthlaspi erraticum is the source of this 225-nucleotide messenger RNA. Lineage: Eukaryota; Viridiplantae; Streptophyta; Magnoliopsida; Brassicales; Brassicaceae. The record is from the annotation of a GenBank genome assembly.